This is a messenger RNA of Ceutorhynchus assimilis (cabbage seed weevil), 2909 nucleotides long. NCBI's taxonomy places the organism in Eukaryota, Metazoa, Arthropoda, Insecta, Coleoptera, Curculionidae. The record is from the annotation of a GenBank genome assembly.
UUUGUGUUGACGUAAAAUUCUGAGCGAGACUCCGUCGUUCUUUUCACUUGUGUGCGCCAUCGUUGGCGUAUCGAAGUUUUUUGUCCGCCCCGAGAAAAUCUUCAAACAUCCAAAAUGGUGAAUUUUACCGUAGACGAGAUCCGUGGCAUGAUGGACAAAAAGCGGAACAUCCGUAAUAUGUCGGUCAUUGCUCACGUCGAUCAUGGAAAAUCGACUUUGACCGAUUCCCUUGUAUCCAAAGCUGGAAUCAUUGCUGGAGCCAAAGCUGGUGAGACUAGAUUUACGGAUACCAGAAAGGAUGAACAGGAACGGUGCAUUACCAUCAAAUCUACCGCCAUCUCCAUGUACUUUGAACUGGAAGACAAGGACUUGGUCUUCAUCACCAGUCCCGAUCAGCGCGAAAAAGACGGCAAAGGUUUCUUGAUCAAUUUGAUCGACUCGCCCGGUCACGUCGAUUUCUCGUCGGAAGUGACCGCCGCCCUUCGGGUCACCGACGGCGCCCUCGUCGUCGUCGACUGCGUGUCCGGUGUCUGUGUCCAGACCGAGACCGUUUUACGUCAAGCCAUCGCCGAACGGAUCAAGCCGAUCUUGUUCAUGAACAAAAUGGACCGCGCCCUAUUGGAGCUCCAGCUCGAUUCCGAGGAACUUUUCCAAACUUUCCAGAGGAUCGUCGAAAACGUCAACGUCAUCAUCGCCACCUACAACGAUGACAGCGGACCGAUGGGAGAAGUUCGGGUUGACCCUAGCAAGGGUUCAGUGGGCUUCGGCUCGGGCCUGCACGGCUGGGCCUUCACCCUCAAACAAUUCGCCGAAAUGUACGCGGAAAAAUUCAAAAUCGACGUCGUCAAACUAAUGAACCGCCUGUGGGGCGAGAGCUUCUUCAACGGCAAAACGAAAAAGUGGACGAAACAAAAGGACGCGGACAACAAACGUUCCUUCUGCAUGUACAUCCUGGACCCCAUCUACAAAAUCUUCGACGCCAUCAUGAACUACAAAAAAGAAGAAUACGAAGCCUUGAUUCCAAAAUUGGGCAUCCAAUUGAAACACGAAGACAAAGACAAGGACGGCAAACAAUUAUUGAAAGUCGUUAUGAGGACUUGGUUGCCAGCCGGCGAAGCCCUACUUCAAAUGAUUGCCAUUCACUUACCCUCCCCUGUCACUGCUCAGAAAUACCGUAUGGAAAUGUUGUACGAAGGACCUCACGACGACGAAGCCGCCAUCGGUAUUAAAACUUGCGACCCCAACGCGCCGCUAAUGAUGUACAUUUCCAAAAUGGUCCCCACCUCCGACAAGGGCCGUUUCUACGCUUUCGGUCGUGUAUUUUCGGGCAAAGUCGCCACCGGUCAAAAGGCCAGAAUCAUGGGACCCAACUACACCCCUGGCAAAAAGGAAGAUUUGUACGAAAAGGCUAUCCAGAGGACGAUUCUGAUGAUGGGCAGAUAUGUCGAAGCUAUCGAGGAUGUGCCGUCUGGAAAUAUUUGCGGUUUGGUCGGUGUUGAUCAAUUUUUGGUUAAAACUGGUACCAUUACUACGUUCAAAGAUGCUCACAAUUUGAAGGUUAUGAAGUUCAGUGUGUCGCCCGUUGUCAGGGUGGCCGUCGAGCCCAAGAACCCAGCCGAUUUGCCCAAACUGGUCGAAGGAUUGAAACGUCUGGCCAAAUCCGACCCUAUGGUGCAGUGCAUCAUCGAAGAAUCCGGCGAGCACAUCAUUGCCGGAGCCGGUGAGCUUCACUUGGAAAUUUGCCUGAAAGAUUUGGAAGACGACCACGCCUGCAUUCCGAUCAAAAAGUCCGACCCGGUCGUCUCCUACCGUGAAACCGUCAGCGAAGAGUCCGACCAGAUGUGCCUGUCGAAAUCGCCCAACAAACACAACAGAUUGUUCAUGAAAGCGCAACCGAUGCCCGACGGCUUGGCCGAAGACAUCGACGACGGCAAAGUCAAUCCCCGUGACGAAUUCAAAGCGCGUGCGCGUUACCUUGGCGAAAAGUACGACUAUGACGUCACCGAAGCGAGAAAAAUCUGGUGUUUCGGCCCGGACGGCACUGGACCCAACAUCCUCGUCGACUGUACGAAGGGAGUCCAAUACUUGAACGAAAUCAAAGAUUCGGUCGUCGCCGGGUUCCAGUGGGCGACCAAAGAGGGCGUGUUGUCCGAGGAGAAUUUGCGCGGCGUCCGCUUCAACAUUUUCGAUGUCACUUUGCACGCUGACGCCAUCCACAGGGGCGGCGGUCAAAUUAUUCCCACCACUCGUCGUUGUUUGUACGCGUGUCUGUUGACGGCCGCGCCCAGACUUAUGGAGCCCGUUUACCAGUGUGAAAUUCAGUGUCCCGAAGUAGCCGUCGGCGGUAUCUACGGAGUGUUGAACAGAAGAAGAGGGCACGUUUUCGAAGAAAUGCAGGUGGCCGGUACGCCCAUGUUCGUCGUCAAAGCCUACUUGCCCGUCAACGAGUCGUUCGGUUUCACUGCCGACCUUAGGUCCAACACAGGAGGGCAGGCCUUCCCGCAAUGUGUGUUCGACCAUUGGCAAAUUCUUCCCGGAGACCCGCUCGACGCCGGCACCAGGCCUUUUGCCGUUGUACAAGAAACUCGUAAAAGGAAAGGACUUAAAGAAGGUCUUCCCGACCUCCAGUCCUACUUGGACAAGUUGUAAACGACUUUCCAGUUUUCUUUUUUUUUUUGUACAGAAAAACCUUAUUUAAUUAUUUCAAUUAAUAAAAAACCGAUUAAAUUUAAUUUCAAAAUAAUUUUUUAUUUUAUUUAAUUUUUUUUUGGUUGGACAUAUUUUUUUAUUAAUAAUUAGUUUAUAAUAAUCAAUGUAAUUUAAUCAAUAAAUUACAAAGUAAAUAAUUUAAAACAAGAAUUUUGUCUUUUUUUGUCUAGAACAACAGUACUGAUUAAAUUAAGUUUUUG